AAUCCUGUGUUUGGAAGGUAGAUGGAUGUAGGCUUAUCUAUUCAAAGAUAUCACAGCGUGUAUGAGACCAGCCUGGGCUAGAAGAGACUGUCUCAAAAACACAGAAGUGAGUCGGCCAAAUAGCUCAAUGGGUAAGGCACUUGCCACCAAGUCUGAAGACCUGAGUUUGAUCCUAAGGACCCUCACAAUGACAGGAGAGAACCUACUUAUGCAAGUUGACCUCCAAUCUCUAAAUGCACACAAAACAUGGCACACACCCCAAUAAAUAAAUGUAAUUUUAAAAGUUUUAAAAACACAAAAUCAGGACAGCGCUUGCUUGGCAUAUAGGAAGCCUUGGGUUCCAACUAUACAAGCCAGAUGUGGUGGAACAGGCCUAACAUUUCAGCACUCAAGGAGGAUCCAAAGCUCAAGGCCAGCCUUGACCACAAAGAGAAUUGGAAAUCAGUUUGAGCUGCAUGAGACCCUGUCACAAACAAACACAAAAAUGGACCUCGUUAUCCAAAUACAGUCUUCUUUCGGGAUCUAGAUGCCCAAAUGGGGAGAGGCGUGGCAUAGGGUGCCCUUUGAAGAGGCUGAGCUCUUCUCUUCCCUCAGCCAAUCCCACCCAUCUCUAUCUCCAUUCUUUUCCCUUCCAAUCUCUCUGCCUGCUUCAUUGAGGUAUGCAAAUAAGCGUUCUAUAGCUCCGCCCUACACAGUAGCAACUCCAGGUCCAUAUUGUUAUGCAAAUGAGGGAACCAUUGUCCCGCCCAUCUGGCUAACUAGGCGCUUUGGGCCCGCCCUGUUGGGUUAUGCAAAUAAUAUUCCGUUUCUCCGCCCCACUGGAUUAUGCAAAUAAGACCCACUGUGGUCCCGCCCCUGCCUCGACUACGGAGUCUGCGCGGAGCUGCAAGCCCGGCUGUCAAGACUUCUCCAUCUCCGCGUCCGCCUGCCUGACCAGUGGUCUCUCUGACUGUCCUGCGGUGCCGGGACCGUCUAGACGGAGCGGGGGCUCAGGCGGCGGCAGCCUAGACAGGGUGAGGGAGGAGCGUGGGCGCCUCUUCUUCCCGAGCCGGAGGCUGCCCGACCCGGGCACGCAGGCCUCAAUGGAGCCCUGGACACAUAGUGCCUACCCUCGCCUGCCUGGGCCUCAGUUUCCACAUCCGUGCAAUGGAGAUGAGUGUCCUUGCCCUGCUAGCCUCCAGGAGUAGCUGUGAGUUGGUGGUGGCCGAGGUGGAAGCCUGCGGGAAGCCCUAGGGUGCUUUCACAGGCCCAGCCUUCACCAUGGCUGGAGGGAGACCUCACCUGAAGCGCAGUUUCUCCAUCAUCCCCUGCUUUGUCUUCGUGGAGUCUGUGUUGCUGGGCAUUGUGAUCCUGCUGGCAUACCGCCUGGAGUUCACGGACACCUUCCCUGUGCACACCCAGGGCUUCUUCUGCUAUGACAGCACUUAUGCCAAGCCGUACCCCGGGCCUGAGGCUGCCAGCCGAGCACCUCCGGCCCUCAUCUAUGCCCUGGUCACUGCUGGGCCCACCUUCACGUCUCGUCCACAGAUCCUCCUGGGGGAGCUGGCACGUGCCUUCUUCCCUGCGCCACCCUCUGCCAGCCCUGUCAGUGGGGAGAGCACCAUUGUGUCCGGGGCCUGCUGCCGCUUCAGCCCCCCUCUUCGGAGGCUAGUCCGUUUCCUGGGAGUGUACUCUUUUGGCCUAUUCACCACGACCAUCUUUGCAAAUGCGGGACAGGUGGUGACCGGCAACCCCACGCCUCAUUUCCUGUCUGUCUGUCGCCCCAACUACACGGCCCUGGGCUGCCCACCUCCGUCUCCUGACCGGCCAGGGCCUGACCGCUUCGUCACGGACCAGAGCGCCUGUGCAGGCAGCCCCAGCCUGGUGGCUGCUGCACGCCGCGCCUUCCCCUGCAAGGACGCGGCCCUGUGCGCCUACGCGGUCACCUACACUGCGAUGUACGUGACCCUAGUGUUCCGCGUGAAGGGCUCCCGCCUGGUAAAGCCUUCUCUCUGCCUGGCCCUGCUGUGCCCCGCCUUCCUGGUGGGCGUGGUCCGCGUGGCAGAGUAUCGCAAUCACUGGUCGGACGUGCUGGCUGGCUUUCUGACCGGGGCGGCCAUCGCCACCUUUCUGGUCACCUGUGUUGUACACAAUUUCCAGAGUCGCCCCCCCUCUGGUCGAAGGCUCUCCCCCUGGGAGGACCUGAGCCAGGCCCCCACUAUGGACAGCCCCCUCGAAAAGUUAAGUGUGGCCCAGGAAGCCGAGACCUGCAGGCCGCAUUCGACACCGGCACGGCUCACCCCAUCCAAGCCGCAGAACUGUGCCCGCCGUGGCCACCUGAUUCCCAGCUGUGUGUCCUCCAGGACCCCAGCGAUGUGCUCCUCGCCCCGUGUGCCCCGCCCUCGCCUGAGGUCUGAGCCAACGCCCCUGCCGCUGCCUCUGCCCCUGCCCGCACCGACUCCCAGCCAGGGUCCCUCGCCUUCCUCCCCUGGACCCGGGGGUCCCGGUGGGGGAGGGGGUCGCGGCCGGAAGCUGCUGCUGCCCACGCCCCUGCUACGGGACCUGUACACCCUCAGUGGACUCCAUCCCUCCCCCUUCCACCGCGACAACUUCAGCCCUUAUCUGUUUGCCAGCCGCGACCACCUGCUGUGAGACCCACACCUAAAAUUUACCCAGUGUCCCCUGUUUCUUCCCUGCCACGCGUGCGUGUGCCACGUGAGUGCUAAAGGACCCUGCCCUCCAAAACAGCCAGGCUCGGCGUCAGAAGGUGGCUGGAAGAACACUUCUGGGGGCGGGAAGGAUCUCCUGGCUGCUCUUUUUUUGGCCUUCUUAAACAUCCGGGUAGGCAAAAAUAAGCAGGUGGGCCCGUGUCCCUAAGACUGCCCUUUUAACGGCUGAUGCUUGACCCAACUGGUCAUUGUCACGCCAGUGAGAGCUCCUAGUUCUCAGAAUUUAAUCUAAAAGUUUACUCCAGCCGAUGGGAACCUCUCACUUCUUAGAUUCCUCAAGCAAGAGGGCAAUUCCGGCCAGUGUUCAGUGUCUAAACCGCCAAUAGGAGCCCUUGGCUUUCAGAAUUGCUGAGAGUGGGUGGGAAUGAUUCCAGUCAAUGGGGGACCGCCCGUGUCAAAGCCAAGUCAAAGCCAAGAAGGGCUAUCCAGACUCUCCCUAGAAUCACGGAGUCCAGCUGGAGGGUGGGGGCAGGCUCCCCCAUGGCAGGGUCCUGCAGCACCCCAUCUUUCUAGCUCCUCCCCCCAGGUGCACCAUCUCAUACCCUCCAGCUCCCGACUUAAGUAGGGCUUGCCCCAGCUCGCAGGUUUUGGAGUUCCGGGUGCUGUCUCCCCUUGGCUGUGCCCAGGGCACCCCCAACCCUUCUAUUACUUAUUAGGGCUGUGGAAAAAUAUCUUCUUGGGACCCACCCUUCUUCACACUGCCCCCUUUGCCUCAGCCUCAUGCAGAUUGCCAUCUUGGGGGGCAUGGGUGAAGCAGAAGGGGGUUCCCCUACCCGAAUAGCCAAAGGCAGUGGGCAGAUGAGACACUGAUCCCCUUCCCUGCCCCCUCCUCAUCUUUAAUAAAGACCUGUUUGUAACAGAA
This is a messenger RNA of Mesocricetus auratus (golden hamster), 3570 nucleotides long. It is a transcript of the gene Plppr2, whose product is annotated as phospholipid phosphatase related 2. The record is from RefSeq and is a predicted model, not a curated record. Gene Ontology annotation, biological process: phospholipid metabolic process; signal transduction; phospholipid dephosphorylation. The transcript is spliced from 10 exons. Gene Ontology annotation, molecular function: phosphatidate phosphatase activity. Lineage: Eukaryota; Metazoa; Chordata; Mammalia; Rodentia; Cricetidae. Bases 1261 to 2631 code for a protein of 456 amino acids.